This is a messenger RNA of Xyrauchen texanus (razorback sucker), 1194 nucleotides long. Its product is annotated as ribonuclease inhibitor-like. The record is from RefSeq and is a predicted model, not a curated record. Bases 1 to 1194 code for a protein of 397 amino acids. NCBI's taxonomy places the organism in Eukaryota, Metazoa, Chordata, Actinopteri, Cypriniformes, Catostomidae. The transcript is spliced from 8 exons. Gene Ontology annotation, molecular function: protein binding.
AUGGAUGCCAUUUCUCUGGCUUACCAGACCCAGUCCAUGCCCACCUCCUUGCGGGUUAGAGCACACUCCACGACAAGAUCGAACAGAUUUCCAGGCUGUAAUCUAACUAAUGAGUGCUGUGAAAGUUUGUCUUCAGUUCUACAAUCACCAAACUCCCUGAGAGAACUGGACCUCAGGAACAAUGAACUGCAGGAUUCAGGAGUGAAGCUGCUCUCUGAUGCACUGAAGAGUCCUCACUGUACACUGGAGAUAUUGAGAUUGUCAACUUGUAGUUUCACUGGUCAGUGCUGUGAAAGUUUGUCUUCAGUUCUACAAUCAUCAAACUCCCUGAGAGAGCUGGACCUGAGUAACAAUGACCUGCAGGAUUCAGGAGUGAAGCUGCUCUCUGAUGCACUGAAGAGUCCUCACUGUACACUGGAGAUAUUGAGAUUAUCUGGCUGUAUGGUGACAGAGGAAGGCUGUUGUUCUGUGGCUUCAGCGCUGAGUUCAAACCCAUCACAACUGAGAGAGCUGGAUCUAAACUACAAUCAACCAGGAAAUUCAGGAGUCAAGCUGCUCUCUGAACGACUCAACGAUCCAAAAUGCACACUGGAAAAACUAAAUGUGGAUCAUGGAGGAGAGUUCAGGAUUACAGCAGGACUACACAAAUAUGUCUGUGAUCUCACACUGGAUUCAAACACAGUAAACACUAAACUCAUUCUGUCUGAGGGGAACAGGAAGGUGACACGUGUGAGAGAGCGUCAGUCAUAUCCUGAUCAUCCAGAGAGAUUUGAUGUGUAUCAUCAGGUUCUGUGUCGAGAGAGUCUGACUGGACGCUGUUACUGGGAGACUCAAUGGAGUGGACGUGCUGUUGGUAUAUCAGUGUCAUAUAAAGGAAUCAGCAGGAAAGGAGGAAGUUAUGACUGUUGGUUUGGACUCAAUGUAAACUCCUGGAGUCUGUGGUGCUCUGAUGACAGAUUCACUGUCCGUCACAAUAAUAACAGAUCUGACAUACGUUCCCCUUCACACGACUGUAAGAGAGUCGGAGUGUAUGUGGACUGUCCCGCCGGCACUCUGUCCUUCUACAGCGUCUCUGACACACACACACUCACACACUUACACACAUUCAUCACCACAUUCACUGAACCCCUCUAUGCUGGAUUCAGAGUUUAUCCUGAUUCCUCAGUGUGUAACUGUGUGACGGGCCGCUCGUGA